GGAUGUCGCAAACUACGUGAAAGAGAUCUCAAAAGAGAUUUGGCGCCUGGAUUCCUUCUUCGAGCACAAUCUUAAGAUGGUGUUUGAGCUGUAUGGUGGGAAACGCUGCAGGCGGGCCGUCCUGGAGAUACAGGACCGGCUCAGAAGACGCCCCGACCUGUGUGGCGAACUCGUCCUCAUUCACCUCAUUGAUCAAAUCGAUGAUGACGCCACUUUGGACUGGGCGCAUGCCCGCGCGCGGUACGGCCCUGAUCAUUUGUGGACCGAAGACUAG
Molecule: messenger RNA, 274 nt
Organism: Symbiodinium sp. CCMP2456
Lineage: Eukaryota; Dinophyceae; Suessiales; Symbiodiniaceae
Source: the annotation of a GenBank genome assembly